AUCGAGUGUGUAUUCGCCGGACAAAGGUCCACGUUCGGCGGUCAAGCGCGAUCGACGCUGCUAUCGGGGGUUUAGAACGUACUCUUUUGUUCAGUCCCGGAAUGGCCGCUGCUCUGUGUGUGCGCGCGUGCUUUUGUGUGUGUGUGUAUGCGUGCUUGCGUGCGUGCGCUGUUCCGUAGGCUUGCGAAAGAGAGACACCCAACUAUGCUUGCGGAAUGCGUCUGGUCUCAGCCACCCGACAGUAAACAAAAGAGUGAUUUGUCUCAAAAUGGUCAUACAGAGUCAGAGGCAACAUUGCUUUAUUGGCAUUAACAGCAUUAGCAAUGCUUCCAAAGCGUUUAAAGUACUUUAUAAAUAUUUAAUAUAUAAAUCAAUUAUGUGGAGUUAACAAAGACAGUAAGGGAAAAGUAAUAUGUAAAAAAAUAAUGGAAAAUAAAUACACAUUUUAAAAACACGGCAGCAGCUGCGCGCUCACGCAGAAACGCACGCGCGCGCGCUCGCUCGCUCACGCGCUGCGGAUUCAGCUCUUCCCGCUUUGAGCUCGAGCAGCUCCGAAUUCCGUUUGGCGGAUGACAGUUUGUUUUUAAAGAGGGCCUGUAUGACAACAAGAACGAACAUUUACGGUUCUGAACACGUCAAUACACUGCCGUCCCGUCAAGAUGAGACCGCUUAUUUCAAAAUGUACGGGUUUGGUGAGAAAUGAGCCAAAGGAUGUGAAUCCUGGCAACCUGUCUGUGUACAGCAGCUGAAGGAAGGAGUGCAGUUCAAACAAGCAUGAGGCUACUGGUCUCCAUGCCACACCAACUACAACAAACACGCAUUGCCUUUAUGGAAUUUUAACCCCAACAGGAGUACUGACUGCCUCGGUCCACAAACACUCAGGUAUGAAUGAACACACACAGAUAUAACAGCCUCUCCCUUUGGUUCAACACCAGAACGGCCCUUGAAUAACGAGCAAAAAAGUAGAUAGAAAGUGAGAGAGACUGAGAGUCCCAUGUGCCAUUGGGCCGAGGGACUUUCGCCAUGAGCAGUACUCUGGGCAAAGAUAAAGACUCUAAGGAGAAGGAACCCAAAGCCGAAGGGAAAUCCAAAACCAAAGGGAAAGAUGCCAAAGAUGGGAAGAAAGACACAAGCGGUGCUUCGCCCGCGGUGGCCUUUACUUUGGAUAGUACGAUAAAGCGCCCCAACCCGCCGCCUAGCACACGCAAAAAAUCCAGCAAUGCCGAGGUCAUCAAGGAACUUAACAAGUGUCGCGAGGAGAAUUCAAUGCGCCUGGACCUGUCCAAGAGAUCCAUCCAUCUGUUGCCCUCCUCCAUCAAGGAGCUGACCCAGCUGACUGAGCUCUACCUGUACAGCAACAAGCUGCAAAGCCUUCCGCCAGAGGUGGGAUGCUUGUCGGGACUGGUGACGCUGGCACUCAGCGAGAACUCUCUCACCAGCCUACCCGACUCGCUAGACAACCUGAAGAAGUUGCGCAUGCUUGACUUACGGCAUAACAAACUACGGGAGAUCCCCGCUGUGGUCUACCGCGUCAGCUCCCUCACCACGCUCUACCUGCGCUUUAAUCGUAUCACCACAGUGGAGAAGGACAUCAAGAACCUGUCCAAACUCACCAUGCUCAGCAUCCGAGAGAACAAAAUCAAACAGCUGCCUGCAGAGAUUGGCGAGCUUUGUAACCUGAUUACGCUGGACGUAGCCCACAACCAGUUGGAGCACCUUCCUAAAGAGAUUGGCAAUUGCACUCAGAUCACCAACCUUGACCUGCAGCACAACGAACUUCUUGACCUACCUGAAACUAUAGGUAACCUGUCAAGUAUAAACCGUUUAGGCCUGAGGUACAACCGUCUAUCAGCGAUCCCUCGAUCUUUAGCCAAGUGCCGAGAGCUGGAAGAGCUCAACCUCGAAAAUAACAACAUCUCAGUGUUACCAGAGGGGCUGCUCUCCAGCCUGGUGAACCUGACAAGUCUGACGCUGGCACGGAACUGCUUCCAGUCUUACCCAGUGGGCGGCCCAUCCCAGUUCUCCACCAUCUACUCUCUAAACAUGGAGCACAACCGUAUCAACAAGAUCCCUUUUGGCAUCUUUUCCAGAGCAAAAGUGCUCAGCAAGCUCAAUAUGAAGGACAACCAGCUAACGUCCCUCCCGCUAGAUUUUGGGACAUGGACCAGCAUGGUGGAGCUGAACCUGGCAACAAACCAGCUCACCAAGAUUCCAGAGGACAUCUGCGGACUUGUGUCAUUAGAGGUCCUCAUAUUGUCCAACAAUCUCCUGAAGAAGUUGCCUCAUGGGAUUGGGAAUUUACGGAAAUUACGAGAGCUUGACUUCGAAGAAAACAAACUGGAGUGUCUCCCGAAUGAGAUUGCCUACCUUAAAGAUCUACAGAAACUUGUGUUGACCAAUAAUCAGCUGACCACUUUGCCAAGAGGGAUCGGUCACCUGACCAACCUGACGUACCUGGGCUUGGGAGAGAACCUACUGCAGCAUCUACCUGAAGAGAUUGGUACACUGGAGAACCUUGAGGACCUGUACCUUAAUGACAACCCCAACUUGCAUAGUCUGCCAUUUGAGUUGGCCCUAUGCAGUAAGCUGUCCAUCAUGAGCAUAGAGAACUGCCCCCUCAGCCACCUUCCGCCCCAGAUUGUCGCUGGAGGCCCUUCAUUCAUCAUCCAGUUCCUCAAGAUGCAGGGACCUUACCGUGCCAUGGUCUGAUACCCACUGUCUGAGGCUCAAACACUGUACAAACAAAGCCAACAAAGAGGAAAAACUGCAUCGCUAUUCAAUGUCAUCUUUGAAUAUAUCGUCAUCAUUAUAUCUAGGACAGGACUCUAUUUCUGGCUUCCAAAUGGAGGAAUCAUAGCCAGUUAGGUCCCCUUUACCCCACAGUCAAGUAGAAAACAAUGUCUAGGCUUCUGUUGCCUGAAUGAAUGAUUAUACACAUUAGUGAUUCUAAGAAAAGAGGCGCUCUUCAAAUGUUCAAAUAACUUAGCCAAUUUAUCAAAAGUAAUUUUAGUGGAUUUGAUGCCAGGAAACAGUUGUAUGCAAAAACAAAACAAAAUUUUUUUUACAACUUAAUUUUUUGCUGCUGCUGCCGCAAUACUGUAUGUUGGUUUGUUUUAUUUUUUUGCAUCAGAUCUUUUUUUUUUUUUCUUUUAUUCCACAACCAAAAGAUUUUUAUUGUACAGAGGACAUGUUUGGAAGCAGUGAACAAAUUUUAGUGUUUCAUUUUCUUUUUUUUAUUAUUAUAGAAAUUGUGCCUUUUUCAGUGCAGUUGGGUGGUUUGUGUCUGAACAUAAUUAUCCAAGACGUUUUAAUACAAAAAGGAUGAAUUUGCAGAAGUAUCGUUUAUUGAGUUAUUUUCAUUUUGUAACUAUUGCUGAUUGCUUUGUCAGUUGCUUUUUUAAUAUUCAUUCCUCUUAUAUGUUGGGCUACGCUUGACAUUUAAAAUGUAUAGAUCUGCCAUUCCCAGUGAUUCUUCAGUUUUCUGCAUAAUCAAACUAUGUGAAAACAAAGCAACUUAGUUAAAUGAAAAUUUUAAAUGAAUUGACCACAAUCAGGUUAAGGUAAUUGGUUAGGUCUUUCGAACUAGAGGGGUUAUUGUAACAAAACCUGUUAAGGAAAUAUCCUGGUCCUAUUUUACUCUUAAAUCAAAAGAGAUUAUACUAAUUUAUAAUUUGCAUACAAAAAAUGUAUGCCUGUUUUUAGGGACAUUAAGACUUUUUUUUUCAAGACACAUCUCCCCCACUAAGAGUAAACUGUCCAGACGUGUUACAAUAAUGAGAAUCAUCAUUGAAAAUAAUAGGAAUGGUAAAAGUAAAACAUCUAGAUGCAUUACGGUAAUGCAAAUUAUAAUUUAAAACAAUGGGAAUAGUAAAAUUAAAACGUCCAGAUGCAUUACGGCAAAGAGAAUCGUCAUAGAAAUCAAUAGGAACUUUAAAAGUAAAAUGUCCGGACGUGUUACGGUUAGGAAAAUUGUCAUUUAAAACAAUGGGAAUAGUAAAAGUUGCAUUAUGGUAAUGAGAAUCGUCAUUGAAAUCAAUGGGAACAGUAAAGGUAAAAACAUCCAAAUGCGUUACGGUAAUGAGAAACAUCAUUGAAAUCAGUGGGAAUGGUAAAGGUAAAACAUCCAAAUACAUUGCGGUAAUUAAAAUUGUCACAGAAAUCAGUGGAAACAGUAAAAGUAAAACAUCUGGAUGAGUUACUGUAAUGAGAAUCGUCAUUUAAAACAUUAGGAACAGUAAAAGUAAAACGUCCAGAUACAUUACAGUAAUCGGAAUCAUCAUUGAAAUUAAUGGGAAUACUAAAAGUAAAAUGUCCGGACACUGAUGCAAUGAUUCAGAAUCAUUGAAAUCACAAUGCAAAAAAUCGGAAUUUUCUGUAUGCAAAAUAGUUAGUUAAGGCUAAAUAUGACCAGCACAUUUUCUUGACAGUUUUCAUGAUUAUCACCCAAAGGGCAAUGUCAUUGAAGCAACCAUUCGGAAUCAGUUUAAAGGUGUGCUAUGACUCUGGGUCUCUGUCCGGCUUGAUUUUGAUUGGUUUUAUGUUUACUUGUCUGCCAUAUCCACAGUGUUGUGCUCUGCAUCUACAUAUCAGGUGCUGCGAACAAUGCUAGCCAUUAACAACAGAUCUGAAGGCCCACAUUUACUGUGAGGAAUGCCAAAAAACACCCAUUUACAUCAGUUCUCUUCAUUAAUUCUUGACAGAAUCACCAGUAAUGGUCAUUUAAUCUAGGACUGGUCUGAAACUUUACAGUUUGGUUUCUGCUGAACACUGAACCUCUAUAUUCAAAGGAUCUCAUUUUAGUUUGCACCAUUUGUCUGAUACACCACAUCUCUUAUGCUGCUGUUUUUUAUGCACUUUGUAUUGACAUUUGGCAUCCACCUCGAGUAAAAGGGUCACAAUAUUUCAUGUUACCAAUUAAAUGUAUGGAUGGGGGCAUUUUUUUUAUUAUAAUGAUUAUUUCUGAAGUAUUUUACCGUUUAUUUUAAUUUUCUAUCAUGUAUAUUUUAUAACAAUGAAUGAAAACCUUUUGCCUCAGCAAAUUCAAAAGCUAUUAUGAACCUUAUUUCUUUGAUUUUUGAGGCUUUCAUGCUAUCUCUUUAUUAAAUGUUUUGAUUUGAACUUUUCUGCCUGGCUAGUUUGUGAUUCUGAAUAUUAAUGCAUAUCAUUGGUUUCAAAUGGUGCAAAUCAUAGUGUUCAAAUUAAAGCUUAUUAUGUUUUGAAUAUACAAACUUUUUAAAAGGUGGAAUUUCAGUUGGUGUAGUAUUAUAUGAAGUGACUGUAAUGUUACAACUCCACUCUAGUUUAUCAAGCCAAAUGUAAUCUGUUAGUGUUGCGUCCAUGUUUAUUAUUAUUAUUAUGUUUCCACUUUCCCUUUUCAUUUGUAAAGACAUUGUCUACAUUGGCAGCAGUGUAAAGAUCUGCAUGUUCUUGGGGCCUCGUUCGGUGUGAAGAAAGGACACCAAUCGCUGCUUUUUAUCAACCAGCAGAACCUGUUGCUGCUUUCUGGAUCUCCUAAAAGCGUAUUGCUGUAAAAGAACCGAGACGUUACAGACUGAUCUCGGCCGGUUCUAUCAGCACAGACGUUCAGUUACUGAUGAAAUCCCUCUGGUCCCGUUUGGCCAAUACGCAGACGCUGAAUACAAACAUUGUAAAAAGGGCUUUCUCUGUUCAUGCUUAACUAUACACCAGAGGCAUUGCAUUCCUGGUUUUGUAUAAAAGCUUGGAACUGUAAGUUUUUAUGUUUGUUGUGUGUGUGUGUGUUUGCGAGAGUGUGUGUGAGGGAAUAGUCAGAUGUUAUGUGACAAUAAAUGCAUGUGAUGAGUGCUUCAAGUGAGAUGUGCAUUAUGGAUACGACAUUGUGACGUGUUCCAAGUUUUCUGUUUUUGUUUUUUAGCAGUAAUGUGCCAUUUAUGCAGGGCUGAUUUUAAAGUCGGCUAACAGUUAUAUCGGUCAAUUUUAGACGAGAGAGCAUUUAUCGCAAAUAAGGAAUGUAGUCACAAAACACAUUUAAAAAACGGCAUAACGUACUUUUUAAAUGUAAUCAGCCAGAGUGGCUAUUCUGAUUUUCUAUUGUUCUGGUGAAUCCGUUUGAUUUGAGCAUAAUGGUAUGGUUUAUUUUUCUAUUGUCUGUGCUUUUAGGUCAUAGCAACUGUAUAAAUGAAAUUCAUUUUCCAUAUUUGAUUGUUUUGAUUUUGUUUUAUUGUAGGAAUGAGGAAUGUAUAGAAAACACGCAUGUUAAUUUUCUUUCUUUCUUUUAGAUUCAUUAUUGUCUGGGUGGACAGGGGUUAAAACCCCAAUACAACAGAUAAAAAUGUUGCUCUUUUUUUAACUGCAAAAUGUUUUACUUUUACUUCUUAGGCUAUCAAAAGUGUUGUGCAGACAUGUCUAGGCUUUCUCUUGAAAAACAGCCUUUAAGAUACAUCUCUUGUUUUCUCUUUUCUUUCUAACUCAGCCCGAAUGAGUAAUAGGACCAUCUUCCAUCAGAUCAAGUCUUUGCUUUAAGAAGCAUUCUUCAAAUAAAUGUUCAUUUGACUGCCUUACGAAUGUCACAUCUGUACUCAAUAGUCCAGCGACUUAAUUGUCUGCAGCCAGAUAUUACAUUAGAGUUGUCUGAUCGAAGAUAUACAAAUAUUAAAUAU
Molecule: messenger RNA, 6638 nt
Organism: Xyrauchen texanus (razorback sucker)
Lineage: Eukaryota; Metazoa; Chordata; Actinopteri; Cypriniformes; Catostomidae
Product: leucine-rich repeat protein SHOC-2
Exons: 9
Coding region: 1024-2709 (561 amino acids)
Molecular function (GO): protein binding
Source: RefSeq, a predicted model, not a curated record